AUGAUGGUGACCUGCGCGGGCGGGCGGCGGGACCAGUAUUUCCAGUCAGCUUUAGUGUCUGUUAAACGCACUGAGGCCAAGGGAGCCUCCACUCCAUAUGCUUGUGUAGAUGACACCCCGCACGUCCCCGAUGAGGAUCUUGGAGAAGAAAAGGUUCUGCACAUCAUAGGAAAUCUGACUUCUCUGAUAAAAGAGACAUUUCCAGAUACUAAGGUCUACGCGGCAAUGGGCAAUCAUGACUUCCACCCCAAGAAUCAGUUUCCAGGGAAGGAGCACAGGAUCUACGAGCGAACAGCUGAGCUGUGGCGUCCCUGGCUGAAUGAUGCUUCUGUUCCUCUUUUCAGAGCAGGAGCUUUCUACAGGCAGAAGCUGCCCAGCACAAGCGGGCGAAUGGUUGUCCUCAAUACCAAUCUGUACUACGACCAGAACGCCGAGACGGCUGGUGAGGAAGAUCCUGGAGGGCAGUUCCAGUGGCUGGAAGAAACGCUGACCAAUGCCUCUCGAGCAGAUGAAAUGGUCUACAUCGUGGGACACGUCCCUCCGGGCUUCUUCGAGAAGAAGCGAGGCAAGCGCUGGUUCCGGAGUGGCUUUAAUGAACGAUACUUGAGAAUCGUGCAGAAGCACCACAGAGUGAUUGCUGCCCAGUUUUUUGGGCACCAUCACACGGACAGCUUUCGAAUGUUUUACAGUGACACAGGUUCUCCAAUCAAUGUCAUGUUCCUGGCCCCGGGAGUGACUCCCUGGAAAACAACGUUACCUGGAGUGGUCAAUGGAGCCAACAACCCCGGGAUUCGGGUGAUCGAGUACGAUCCGGACACCCUUCGAGUGCUGGACAUGGUGACUUACUACUUGAACCUAACUCGUGCCAACAUGGUGGCCUCGGCAGGAACGGAGGAGGUCCCGGCGUGGGAGGAGGAGUACAGGCUGACGGACGCCUUCCAGGUCCCCGACGGCUCUGCGCCCUCCAUGCAGGUGGUGCUGGAGAGGAUAUCGACGGAGCCGCGCUACCUGCAGCGGUACUACGAGUUCAACUCCGUCAGCUACGACCUCACCCCGUGCGAGGAGGCCUGCCGCGUCGAUCAUGUUUGUGCCAUCAGGGAAGUCGAUUUUACGAAAUACAAUCGGUGUGUUAAAGCCCGCAGCCCUGCCUCCGCCAUCAGCAGU
This is a messenger RNA of Opisthocomus hoazin, 1164 nucleotides long. The record is from RefSeq and is a predicted model, not a curated record. NCBI's taxonomy places the organism in Eukaryota, Metazoa, Chordata, Aves, Opisthocomiformes, Opisthocomidae.